This is a messenger RNA of Leptopilina boulardi, 2564 nucleotides long. RefSeq lists its product as uncharacterized. The coding region runs from base 1133 to 2443 and encodes 436 amino acids. The record is from RefSeq and is a predicted model, not a curated record. The transcript is spliced from 2 exons. Lineage: Eukaryota; Metazoa; Arthropoda; Insecta; Hymenoptera; Figitidae.
UGAGUCAAUUGAUGAUGUAUGUGAAAUGCAUGAUAAUAGGCGUGGUCGAUUCGUCAAUAUUCGGAGAAUGCGAAUUUUGACGAUUGAAUUGGCCAGGGUGUGAGAAUGGUUCGAGGAGAGAGACUUUUCACUUUAAUUUGAACCAUUCAACUAUAAUCACUCUUAAACAGUAUGACUAUUGUCAUCUAAAUUUUAUUGUAAUUUAUUAUAAACUAUUUUUAAAGUGAAGUGCCAGAUUCGCGCAGUAUUUAAAGAAGAUUAAUGAUCUUAAGGAGUUAAUUUCUCCGAUGCCGAGUGUGGCACUUCAUUAGAGGCUAUCGAUUCACCAUAUUGAACGGAGCAAUAUAACACGGGCCUCUGGAUCUUGGGAUCCGGAUCCAUUUGCACGAUUUCUUUUACACCACUUUGUCAACUUGGUUGAAGAGUCUCUCUCUCUACCUCUCACCGGAACAUCACGUUCUCAGGGUGUGCGAAACCGAACAUUGUUCGUUUAAUGCGAAAGGGUAUUUCUAUAUCUGGUAAUGUACCUCAACAGAUAUCGUUUAUUUAAAUUGUAUGUGUCUCAUGUGGAGUGACUUUGCAUUGAUAAAAGAUUAGAGCAUACUAUUUGUUAAAAUCAUAAUCACGUUCAACUUUUUUAUUGUUUUAUAACCAGACGAUUUAUUUAUUAAAUUCAGAUUACCAGAAAUUUAUUGUCCAAUUCUUUUUUCAUUAUUAAUCUCCUUCCGACAUUAAUAAUAUAUUGUAACAUACACGUUUAUUAUAUUUAAAUAUUUUAACUUUAAAGUAAAGGGAGAGUCUAUUUUAACCGAUUAAUUAUCACAGUAUUGAUAAUUAAAUUAAUUUAUGAAACUUUCUUAUAUCAAAUCAAAUAUAUCCUUACAUUUGGCGCCCAACGUGGGGCAAUACAGUUCAGGACUGUUGUGAUUGUAUUGUUCAUUUCACUUUCUAAUUACUAAUUAGUCAUUUGAUCAAAUCAAUAAUAUUGUGUAUGAAAAGUAAUUAUUGUAUGAAAGCGAAUUGAGUGUGAUUGUCUCUCUUUUCUCUCUUUCUAAUAUUUACUAUAAUUGUUUUUAAAUUUGUUCGAUUGAAAUAUUUGUGAAUUUUAUCAAGCGGAAUUUUAUUUAGUAUAAUGCAACGAAAUUUUAAUGAUAAUAUGAAUCGAAAUAAGCCCUGGUCUGAUUUAUACUCAAAUCGAGGUGAUGAUAGGCGUGACAGAUCUCAUAUGUAUGAGACGAACGAUUUGCACAGACAAGAGGACGUACACGUCCUUAAUUUACGUAUAGAAAUUUUAGAAAACGAAGUCAAAAGACUGAAAGAAUUGUUUUUUAAUCAGGGUUCAUAUCCUAAUCAUUUUGCGUCUUCUCGCGAAAAUCAGAUUGAUUCGAGUUUCGAUUGGUCAAGGUUAGCACGAUACGAGAUGACACUCCCGACAUUCGCGGGAGAGUUAUCCGAUGAUCCACAGGAGUAUUUGCGCGACAUCGACCAAUAUUUGCUUUUCAAAAAAGUUCCGUUUGAGUAUGCUCCUAAAAUUAUACAAAAUUCUCUCAAGGGUCAUGCCCGGACUUGGUUUGAUGCCAAUAAAUAUGACAUUAUGAAUUUCAAUCAAUUUUGUGACCGAUUUCGAGAGGAGUUCUUAUCGCUAGAUGUACAGGAACGCAGAAGGGAUCGGUGGCGUAGUUUGAAAUAUUAUCCAAAUCAAGAAACGUUGGUUAAUUUCUUUUAUAAUCAGCGCAGUGAGGGUAUGCGGAUUCAACCACCCAUGUCGAAUUACGAGAUAAAUCGAAUUAUUAUAUCACAAUUGCCAUCUAACGUUCAGGUCGCGUUGGCUGGAUCCGAUUUAUCAAAUGUCAAACAGGUAGUGCAUUCUCUGACUCGGAUUGAUGACGCUAAUGCGAACACCGGUCAAAGAAAUUUCGACAAAUCGUCUAAUAGGGACGAUAGGAGUGCGCGGGGAAGUUCGCAGUUCAGCAGUGUAACGUCGAGUGCAUAUCGCGCCCCGCCUGAACCGCGACCGGCUGAAAAUAAAGCACAAACGGAAUCGGCAAAUAGGUAUGAGAAUCAGAGUAAGGGAUCUACAUGGCGAAAUAAUUCUCAAAAUUCGAAUAAUCGUGGGGGAAAUAUGCCGUCGAGAAACCAAACGAAUGGGAAUAGAAAUUACGACAAUUCGAACCGGUAUCCGCCAAAAGCAAAUUCUGGGGGUACAAGACCAAAUAACGUCGCUGCCGUUGACACGCGGGAGGAGCUAGAUAGUUCGGGAAGCCUCGAGAAUCUUCGUAACCUGGCAUGUAAUGUAGGCGCGAUUAAUAGUGGGAUAGACGAUGUCCCCACUAACGAAGAUGGAAAUUAUGGGGAUGAGUAUAGUCAGGAUGUGGGGGAUUUAUCGACAAAUAACGAAAAUUCACGAAUGUCGGGAAACGACAGAGUGGCUCGCGAGGAUUAGGUCCUGCUCCGAGCCAUAACGAAAUUUUAUCAUACAAGGAUCUGGUAUAUGAUGCGUUAGGAGAGGAGAAACCACCUAACAUACAAAAGCGGGGAUCUCAUAGUCCGAGAAUCGUAUUCGA